Molecule: messenger RNA, 417 nt
Organism: Suillus subaureus
Lineage: Eukaryota; Fungi; Basidiomycota; Agaricomycetes; Boletales; Suillaceae
Exons: 3
Coding region: 1-417 (138 amino acids)
Source: RefSeq, a predicted model, not a curated record
AUGUCUUAUUCGCACAUCUUUGUUGAAGCUCUUCAUUAUGGUGCUGCAACCCAGCCCUGUGGACAAUCAGCUUGCUAUGGCUACAUUGCAGGUUGCACUGCUGUUGAAAUACAGUGGAUAUUCAAGAUCAAACUUGACUAUGACCAUGACCGUCAACUUUCUAAAACAGUAGCUGUCAUUUGUCGAUUCAUUACAAGUGAUGGAGUGCCUGCAUUCCCAUGGGAUUUACAUGCUGUUGAUCUAGGUGUUCAGGUCUGGCAUGCCAAUAUUCUUGGUGACACAGAGGCCAUUGAUGCUGAGCUCUUGUCUGGUCAGCUAAUAUUUAUCCCGAUCACUGUCCAUGGCUCUGAUUACUGGGUGACAGUCACCCACAACCAUGACAGGACAGAGGUUGACAUGGAAGUCACUGAUGAUUGA